GUAACGUCACCGGCGGGGCUUUCCUCCGUGACGUCAGAGGGCGGCGGUGGCGGAGCGGCAGGAGAGAGGGACCGAGUGCGAGCUGCAGAGAUUAAAACAGAGAGCGUUUCUGGAGGAAUAGAGACCCACCGUCACCUGCCAGGAUCCCCCCGAAAGGAGACAGCUGGGAACGGUUACAGAGGACUGUUAAUACCUACAGCUUUAUCGAUAAACGCAAGACCCGGAGUGUCCGUCGCAUCUCUCCCCAGCCUCCUGUCAAAGAGACCCGGUCCACAGCAAGAAAACAGCAUUCAGAGAGAGACCGGCGUUCAACAAGAACAGAGGAAGACGAGCUGAGUAGAGGCUCAGCUGAGGAAAAUUUGAUCCAUUCUGAGGAUAAAUCAUAACAUUCAGACUGACCUGUGGAUGAUUCCGUUUUUCAUUCUUUUUUUACCCUGUAUAUUUUUUAAGGUGAGUCAUUAAUCGGAACAGACAUGAACAUUUUGAUAAUCGCAGUAAUGUGUCACCUCGACGUCUGCCUGGGAGCUGAAAGAAUUGCAACUUCUUUGAGAACCUUUCCUGUUUAAGAGAAACAUUGGGAGCUUAAGGGGAUUUAUUUUUCACAUUGAACUUUCAUUUUCAAUUUUGACGUCACUGUUAUUUUACUCUUUACGGGUAACGUUUUCUUUUCUCAUAAAAGGAAGAGAAGGAGGUGACUGGACAAGUUUCUCUAACAGGAACUCAGAUAUCAUUUGCAUUCCAGUUUGGUUCUCACAGGGGACAAGUCCUCCCUUGUGACUGAGUGUGUUUUUGUGAAGCUGAGUGUCCCUCUGCAAGACAUUAACGUGUCUCGGGGGGCAAUACCCGGGCCUGUGUGUCUCUUCUGGGAUCAUGGGAUCAGAAAAGGACUCCGAGUCGCCUCACUCCUCGGUGAGCGGCAUCCCUAACCCUAAGUGCCGUGCGGCUGGCAAACGCCACGGCCGCAUCUCCUUCCACAGCCUCUUCCACAGCAAACGGGGUGCCAGGGGUCCCAAAGGAGCAGCAGCCACCCCUUUAUCCCAUCUACACCAACAUCACCACACACAACAACCGCUUCUCCCUUCUGCCUUGAGCUCAGCACCCCCUGCAGCCUCUGCUACUCCCACAACGACCACCGCCACCACGACCCCCCAGGACGCUGCCUCCGGCACGCCCUCAGAGCCCCUCUCCUCCAGCCAGCCGUCCCUGGAUGGAGCCCCUUCCUCUGGGGAUGCCAGCCUCCUGGAGUGCCCCCUGUGCCUGGUGCUCCAGCCCCCCGAGCAGCUGCCUGAGCUGCUGGGCUGCAGCCACCGCUCCUGCCUCUGUUGCCUGCGCCAGUACCUCCGCAUCGAGAUCACAGAGAGCAGAGUCCAGCUCAGCUGCCCUGAAUGUGCCGAGAGACUGUCUCCGCGACAGGUGGCGGACAUCUUGGACGACGCGGCCCUGCUGGAGAAGUAUGAGGAGUUCUUGCUGCGGAGGUGCCUGGCCUCUGACCCGGACUGCCGAUGGUGCCCGGCGCCUGACUGCGGGUUUGCCAUCAUCGCCUCAGGCUGUGCCAGCUGUCCCCGGCUGGUGUGUCGCAGAGAGGGAUGCGGAGCAGAGUUCUGCUACCACUGCAAGCAGGCCUGGCACCCCAACCAGACCUGCGACUCUGCCCGCCAGCAGAGGGCGCAGUCCCUGCACACACACAGCAACCACUCGCCCAGCUACACACAGGAGCAGGGCCCCGCUGAUGACAUCAAGCCGUGCCCUCGCUGCGGCGCCUACAUCAUCAAGAUGAACGACGGCAGCUGCAACCACAUGACCUGCGCCGUCUGCGGCUGUGAGUUCUGCUGGCUCUGCAUGAAGGAGAUCUCCGACCUGCACUACCUCAGUCCAUCUGGCUGCACGUUCUGGGGGAAGAAGCCUUGGAGUAGGAAGAAGAAGAUCCUGUGGCAGCUGGGGACCCUGAUCGGAGCUCCGGUGGGCAUCACGCUCAUCGCAGGCAUCGCUGUCCCUGCCAUGGUCAUCGGCAUUCCUGUGUACGUCGGCCGCAAGAUCCACGCCCACUAUGAGCUGAAGAAGACAUCCCGCCACAGGAGGAACCUGGCCAUCACCGGGGGGGUGGCCCUGUCCAUCAUCACCGCCCCUGUCAUCGCAGCUGUCAGCGUCGGUAUUGGUGUUCCCAUCAUGCUGGCCUACGUGUACGGCGUGGUGCCCAUCUCUCUGUGCAGAGGAGGGGGCUGCGGGGUCAGCAGGGGGAAGGGGCGAGGAGUACGCAUUGACUUUGAUGAUGACGAUGGUCCAAUCACAGUGGCGGAUGCGUGGCGAGCCCUGAAGUCCCCGAGCUUCGGUGACAGCAGUCUGGACGGGGCGCUCAGCGGUAUGAGCACCACCUCCCCCAGCGAGGGGCUCUCCGUGGCCCCCGGGAGUCUGGGGGACACGUCACACUUCUACCCCCUGGCAGGCGGCACCCUGGGAACCCGCAGCGGAAAGUACAGUAGGCUGGAGGGGCAGGCGGGGGACUCGGCCCAGAGGGAGACGGGCAGCCUGGGGGCGGGGAGCGACUGCGCCAGCACCCGGGGGAUGGCUGGCUCCAUCAUCUCCUCCUACACCCUGCCUGACAGGGAGUGCACCAACCUGGAGAUCCAGGUAGACAUCGAGACCAAACCCAGCCAUCUCUGCCUGACCAGUGAGGAGGACCUGACCCCGCCCCCGGGCUCUGCUGCCAUGGCGACCGCCUCCAGCGUGGAGGAGCCUCAGGACUGCAGCUCCAGGAGGGGCGGGGCUUUGUCUGGCUCCGUGCUGGGCCUGUCCCCGGGGGUGUCCCUCAGGGAGGGGCUCAGAGAUGUGACGCUGGCCCAGCCCGAGAGCAUCCGCAGCGACCUGGAGAUGUCGGACACUCAGUCAGACGACAUCGCAGAGCUGACGUCGGACGACUGUGACUCCCCCCACCCUAAAAGCUGUCACCUGGCGGCCGGUCAGCAGCUGACCCCCUCCGAAGGCCUUCACUGUCCCGCGGACAGCACCGUCAUCCUCUACGUCUGAGAGGACAGCUCCCGAGAUUGUAGAAAAGAAAAAGGAACCAAUCUCUUCUCCACUUUCCUUCAAGACCUUUUCUUUCUUUUCACUGAAGAAACUGAAACGUUGACUUUAUUUAAAUAUAUUAUGUCAACAGAUUUCACAUAACUGUAUUAGGUUAGUUGAAAGCAAUAAUAUGAAGUUGAACCUAAUAUUUUAUUUAAACUUAAUAUUAUUGCUUUCAACUAACCUAAUACAGUUAUGUGAAACCUGUUGACAUAAUACAUUGAAUUAAAGUCAAUCCUUCCAUUUUUCCAGUGUGUCAUUUCUGUUCUUAUUUCUGCGCCUCACAGACGACGUCUUAAACGCAGACAGGGUUUGUUUACUGUUGUCUGUCUUAUCUAUCUACCUGUCAAUUGUCAGGGUUCUACCUCUGAGAUUUAUAAGAUGAUUUAUGUUUACUCCUGAGUGCAAAAUGCCUUGGCUACUUAAGCAAAAGAAAAAAGAAUAAUAAGGUACACAUUUCCAGAAAUAUCGCAGAUUAUACAAUUAUAAAAAGGUGAAGUGUCACCGAGCACAGCAGAGGGAAACAGAUGUUUAAUGAGGAUGAAGAGGGAGUUUCUCACAGUGUGUGAAUUCAUGUGGACUUUGUACUUUUGUGGCUUUAUUUUCUUCUUUUCUUUCUCUAUUUAUAUUCAGAUGACGUUGAAAUUGUAUCAUUUGCUGCGUGCAUGAGUCUGCAUGAGCCGAGCCUUGUGUGACAGGUUUGAAAGGGCGGUGAGUUUCUGUUACACUGGUGAAAGUUAAGAGUUUACUUCAGAGGAUUAAGCUGCACUAGAAUCUCACUUUGCCUGCACAGAGGAAGAGGAAUAUGAGUUUGAAUGACGGAAAUAAAUGAUUGAGUUCUGACAAUAAUGAGGCGAGGCAGUGAAGCCAUUUGAUCUUUUCAAAUCUAUUAAAGUGUUGGACCUUUCUGAGCUCUAAACAUUUUUGAACAGUUGAGGACAGACGACUACAUUAAACGGGACUGUUCUUCUGUUUUAUACUGAAAUAUAUAUACCAAACAGAAAUGUAUAAUUGCAUAAACGUCCCUCUAAGGACUAACUAUAUAUAAUCUUAAUUUAAAAAAAGCAAAUACAUAACUGUUUUUGGCUAAAUGUUCUUGAUGAAAACUUGAUGAAAAAAAUGGAUAGAUUAUCCUUAUCCAAGUUUUUUAUCAAAACACCAACACAUUAUUAGUCAGAUUUUAUUUCGGAUUUAAUAAAAUUCACUUUUUAGAUGUCUGAGAUUUUAGCCGUUCCAACAAAAACACAUUUCACCUGUUUACUUUUUUAAUGGUUUCAUAUUAACUCAUUUUGGCCCAAAAAGAUUGAAAAAGGCCAAUAUUCGUCUAAAGAACCACCUGUUGUCAGCCGAUUAAAUGGCCAUACUUAACUUUCCUGAUAAGAUGAGAUACACCUUAAUUGAUAACCAAAUAGUUUUUUUUAAAUCACAGUUUAAUACCGUAUUUAAAUGUGUUUCACAUUGUACGGGUCGUUGCAAAAAUAUUAACAAAUACCUAUUAUCAUUUUCCAGAGCUAUUCAAAUUGUUAGAAUUCUUUGACCAACAGUCCAACAUCCCACAGAUAAUUGGUUUGAUUUGAUAUUUGAUGAAGAAAAACAGCAAAUCCUCACAUUAUAGAAGCUCGAAAAAGAGAACAGAGAUAUGGAAACGGCCAAUUGAUUAUUGAAAAUAAAUGUUGAUUACUUUUUGUGACGACUCAUCAUUUCCCUAUAGUUUCUCAUCAUUAUUCAAUUCUCUUAAUAGAUUUUUGAAUGUAUGAAUUUAGUCUGGCUUCCUAUCCGGCUUACAUAACAGCGGGUCAUUGUCAGAACUCUGUGUGUGUGUGUGUGUGUGUGUGUGUGUGUGUGUGUGUGUGUGUGUGUGUGUGUGUGUGUGUGUGUGUGUGUGUGUGUGUGUGUGUGUGUGUGUGUGUGUGUGUGUGUGUGUGUGUGUGUGUGUGUGUGUGUGUGUGUGUGUGUGUGUGUGUGUGUGUGUGUGUGUGUGUGUGUGUGUGUGUGUGUGUGUGUGUGUGUGUGUGUGUGUGUGUGUGUGUGAUGGUCCAGUGUUUGAUAGUUUGUUGCCUUAUACACACUCACUGACCAACACAUAACACUCAAAUGGACUCACUGUGGUUUAGUGUUGACUGGCUGUCUGACCCACUUGAAUGAUGUGUGUGUGUUCUAGCAUUACUAUACUUGUGGGGACCUAAAUCUGUUUACACAGUCACGUGUGGGGACUCGCCUCCCUUAUGGGGACAAAUGGGAGGUCCCCAUGAGGGGAAUCAUUAAUUUUAGGGUGAAGACUUGGUUAGGUUUAGGGUUAGGUUAAGGGUUAGGCAUGUGUUGGUUAUGGUUAAGGUUAGGAUAAGUCUCCAGGAAAUGCAUCUAAGUCAAUGUAAUGUCCCCUGAAGUGAUGUAUACAUGGUAUGUGUGUGUGUGCGUGUACUCUUGAUGAAUGUAUUUGGUUUUUGAAUGAGCACUUGUGCACUUUAUCUGAAUUCAUCAUAUUGAUCGUCUUUAUUUGCAUCACAUUUGACAACGAGUCAGUUGCACACAAAAGUCUGUUGUACAACCAAAAUAAACCAAUCACCUACCAGAAGGCCUUUUAUGUUGGAUGUAACUAAAGAAGAGUUUGGCUCCAAAACAUCAAAUAACCACACGCAUAAAUCAUUUCUCAAGUGUAUCUUUCAGUAUAUUAGAAACAUGUUUUUUCUAUCAGUGAUCACAGGACUAUAACUAUCCUAUUUUUAUAUUUUUCAUCUUUUAAAGUGUUAUUGUUGGAGCCAAACACUUCUAAUAUGGAUCAUACUCACUAGCUUGAAUUGUUUUUAGCUUUGUAAUGCCUCUGUGCUUCAAUUUUUAAAAGGUUUUCUGAGGUUUCUUGAAUCUGCAAAGGAUCUUGGGAAACCUUUCUCAUGUCAGAGUAGCUUUAUGGAUUCAGCUGCUUAUGUUACUCGGCAGUGCUUUGUUUGGUCUGCACUUCUCACUUGUUACUUCCCGCCCGUGAGAAAAACACACCAAUGUACCACAGAUGGAAACCCGGACUUCCUGAAAGAGUUUGAAUGAGCGUUAAUGGAAGUAUGUCCCACUAGGAACACAGGUGGUCCUGUUCUUACUUUUAAAAAAGGUUUUAGAGUAUAUAGAUAGCAAUAUUUAAGUGUUAUUAUAUCGUUUCUGUAUUUCCUGUCACCUUUAAAGCCCUGCUCUGCGUGGGGUUGUACAUGCAGGACUGUGAAAGACAACUUGUGGACGUUCUGGGGGGAAAUAAAUAAACACAAUCUGAUGUUGCACCAAA
Molecule: messenger RNA, 6334 nt
Organism: Gymnodraco acuticeps
Lineage: Eukaryota; Metazoa; Chordata; Actinopteri; Perciformes; Bathydraconidae
Gene: rnf19b
Product: ring finger protein 19B
Exons: 10
Coding region: 871-3024 (717 amino acids)
Biological process (GO): protein polyubiquitination; ubiquitin-dependent protein catabolic process; positive regulation of proteasomal ubiquitin-dependent protein catabolic process
Cellular component (GO): cytoplasm; ubiquitin ligase complex
Molecular function (GO): zinc ion binding; ubiquitin protein ligase activity; ubiquitin conjugating enzyme binding
Source: RefSeq, a predicted model, not a curated record